Molecule: messenger RNA, 1997 nt
Organism: Amphibalanus amphitrite
Lineage: Eukaryota; Metazoa; Arthropoda; Thecostraca; Balanomorpha; Balanidae
Product: formin-like protein 5
Exons: 5
Source: RefSeq, a predicted model, not a curated record
GCGGGACCCAGCGGAGAUAGGCGUGAACAAACCGGCGCGAAACGGCGCGAGGCAGUGAGGGUGGUGCGGAGAGUGGUUUCAGAGGUUCAGCGUAGCGACGAGUGAGGUGAAGCGAGUGACGAGUGAAGUGAGUAAAGGGGCGAGUGAGAAACGCGAGGAGUUUGGCCACCGAUCUUGAAAGGUCCAAAGCUCCAGAGUCCAGACAGCCUUUGGAUUCAGUGCUUGGAGUCCAAGGUUCCUGAGUCAGGGAGUCCGGACUGUCCUCAAGUCCCGGAGUCCGGAAUCCACCAGGAGCCGGCGCAAUGGAAGACGGCAGUCAGAGUCAGGCGGGAUCGGACGGACCCGUGGGCGUGCCCCCGCCGCCGCCGCCGCCGCCGCCGCCCCCACCAGCGGCCACCAAUGGGGGAGCGCCGCCCCCGCCCCCGCCGCCGCCGCCGCCCCCGGCCAUGCCGGGAGGCGUGCUCCAACCCCGGCGAAUUCCCACAGAGCUCGGCCCCCGCGCUCCGGUGCAGAGGGCCCCCGGUGAGCCGCCGGCCGUCAUCCAGACCGCGAUGGCCACCAAGGACAAAAAGCCGUUCACCUACCUGCCCGGCGGCAUCGACCUCUCAGAGAUCAAGAGCCCCCGCAUGCAGAAACGCAUUAUGAUGAACGCGAGGAGUGACGGCGUUCAGGGCCCGGCGGUGGCGCAGGCCGCCGCGCCUCCGCCGCCACAGAGGCAGGCCGUGCCCCUGGCGUCCAUACUGACCGCCUCCACCAAACCGGCCCAGCCUCAGCCCCAGGGACAGCGGCCGGGGAUGCCGUCGUCUCCGGUGGCGCCUCAGCCGCCGGAGCGGGUGCAGUCCCAUCGGCCGCAGUUCCGCAACGACCAGGGCGCGCAGAUGGCGCCACCGUCGCUGGCCAAGAUGGCAGCACAUUCGCCGCUGGCCGAGGGGCCGCAGUCCCCUGUAGGAUCGGUGCCGAGUCCGACGUCGCCGCAGACACAGCCGAUCCGGUUCUCUGCCGAGUCGCAGCGCGCCUCGCCGCCGCAGCAGCUCCCGUCUCAGCGGGACGCCUCCCCGCCCACCCCCGCCGCCGAGCGGAUGGCCUCCAACCCGCCCUGGCGAGUCACCAAGAAGCCGGCCACCCCGGACUGCGCCGACGGUGGCGCCCCCUUUACCGGCGCCGGUGGCGCAACCCGCGGCCAGGGCGAGCUCUACAUCCGGCCGGUGUCCAGUGAGCCGGAUCCGGCCGCUCCCGGCGUCCAGCUCCGCUCGGCUCCCGUGCCGUGGCUCAGCGGCUCCCCCACGGUGGCCGAGCCCGCGCCGCAGUUCGCCGCCGCCGCGCAGCAGAUCGAGGCGGCGCGGCAGGGCCGACUGACUCAGAUUCAGAGUCCGGCGCAGAGUCCGGCCGCCGCGGCCAGCCCCCAGCCGCGGUUCCCCCAGCCGCCGGCCGCCCAGGCUGUGAGGCCGCAGGUGGUCCCUCUGCAGUCGCAGUUCAGCCAGGAGGGCCCGUCUCGGCCGAGGAUGGGGUAUACGCAGCAGAUGCUGCAGCAGCACAUGGACCAGGACCAGAACUACCAGCGGCAGCAGCGGCAGCAGCAGCAGCAGCAGCGGCCGCAGCAGCAGUUCCAGCCGCAGUUCCAGCAGCAGCAGCCGCCGCAGAGGCAGAUCUCUCAGCAGGCACAGCCGCGGGAACACAUCAUCUCUAUCCGGCUGGAGGGUUCUCCGCCGAGAACCGCCCCUCAGCAGCCUCAGCAGCAGCCUCAGCAGUCUCAGCAGUUCCAGCCGCAGCAGCAGCAGUUUCAGCCGCAGCAGCAGCCCCGACCGGCCCACCCGGGCCCAGCGAGGCAGCACAGCACCAGCGCGCAGAGGGUGAUCGUCCAGCUGGGGGCCACUGAGGACGGUACCCGGUCCUGUCUGACGUUAGUCCCGUCUUCCCAAGAGGGUGAUCCCGUCCAGCUGGUGGCCACUGAGGACGAGUACCGUCUGUCUGAGUUAGUUCCCGUCUCUGCCAAGAGG